UAUACUUCUAAUUAUCAUUUUGGUUCCCAGGUCUGUUUCGUCUGAUAGCUGCCUUAGUGUUGGCUGUAGCCUCGACAAGAGCAUCAAUCCGUUUCCAUCGGGAUAUGUUAUGGAGCGUUCUACGUUCUCCUAUGUCCUUCUUCGAUACCACACCUUUGGGCAGGAUUAUCAACAGGUUUGGCAAAGAUAUCAACAUGGUUGACACCAGCAUACCCGAUAAUAUCAACAACGCACUGACGGCGUUCAUCUCCUGCAUUGGCUCUUUUGUUGUGAUUUCGAUUAACCUUCCCAUCUUCCUUCUCUCUGUUCUUCCUUUAGCAAUUAUCUAUGGUUUCUUGCAGGCUCUUUAUAUGGCUACAUCCCGACAACUUCGAAGACUACAGUCAACAACACUUUCUCCAGUACUAAGUUUCUUUUCGGAGACAGCCCAAGGAUCAAGCACAAUCAAGGCUUUUGGUGCUCAGUUCCAGUUCACGGAAAAACAAGACAAAUUCAUAGAAGAUAACUAUAGAGUUUUCUUCAACUACACCUUGGUAAACAGGUAGUUAAUCAAACAUUUUCCCUGCAAAAAUA
Messenger RNA from Stegodyphus dumicola, 573 nucleotides. Its product is annotated as multidrug resistance-associated protein 1-like. Gene Ontology annotation, molecular function: ATP binding; ATP hydrolysis activity; ABC-type transporter activity. Lineage: Eukaryota; Metazoa; Arthropoda; Arachnida; Araneae; Eresidae. Gene Ontology annotation, biological process: transmembrane transport. Gene Ontology annotation, cellular component: membrane. The record is from RefSeq and is a predicted model, not a curated record.